CCCACCGCUUCGCCUUCCUUAGUGGACAACAAGGACCGCUUUGGAGGACUACUGGAUGAGUACAGCCGUCGUUCGACUCCUCCACUUCAGCACCCCGUGACAGUCCGUACAGCUACAGCCAUCUUCAAAUUUGACGCCAAGUCACCAAAAGAGCUGUCAUUGAACAGGGGCGAUGUAGUGCGUAUACAGAGAGAAGUGGAUGCAAAUUGGUUGGAGGGUGAACGUAACGGUCGAAGCGGUUUGUUCCCUCGAAGUUAUGUGCAGGGUGAAUUGGUGACUCUACGAAGGGAAAUCGACGAAAAUUGGCUAGAAGGCACUAAUCAUCUCGGAGAAAUCGGAAUCUUCCCCAGAAGCUAUGUUCGAUUACUUGAAGACAUUCCGAAUAAUGUAAACGAGCAUUCGGCAUAUCUUCAAGUAAUCGAACAUAGCUUCUGGGGAAGAUUCCGAUUUCUCCGAGAUGAUUAG
Messenger RNA from Cooperia oncophora, 465 nucleotides. The record is from the annotation of a GenBank genome assembly. NCBI's taxonomy places the organism in Eukaryota, Metazoa, Nematoda, Chromadorea, Rhabditida, Trichostrongylidae.